Manacus vitellinus (golden-collared manakin) is the source of this 912-nucleotide messenger RNA. Its product is annotated as class I histocompatibility antigen, F10 alpha chain-like. The record is from RefSeq and is a predicted model, not a curated record. Gene Ontology annotation, cellular component: external side of plasma membrane. The annotation marks the transcript as partial. Gene Ontology annotation, biological process: immune response. The transcript has 3 exons. NCBI's taxonomy places the organism in Eukaryota, Metazoa, Chordata, Aves, Passeriformes, Pipridae.
CAAGCCUCUUUCUGGCUCUCCCAGCUCUCCCAGUUCCCCCUUUCCUUUACCUGUGAGCCCCCUCAGCCCCCCAGUCUCUCACCUUGGGCCUCCCCAGCCCCCCCAAAUGUCCAUGUCCCCCCAGUUCUCCACUCCCUGCGUUACCUGCGAGUGGUGGUGUCGGAGCCCAGCCCGGGGCUCCCCCAGUACGUGGGGGUGGGAUAUGUGGACGGGAUUCCCUUCGCGAGCUACAGCAGCGAGCGGGGCCGGGUGGAGCCACGGACUCUGUGGAUGGCGGCUGGAGCUGAGCCGGGAUAUUGGGAUACGGAGACCUGGAUCAGCAAGAUGUACCAGCACGAGGACCCCGCCCACCUGAAGAUGCUGCAGAUCCGGUACAACCAGAGCGGGGGUCUCCACACGUUGCAGCGGGAUUUCAGCUGUGAGCUCCUGUCUGAUGGGAACGUCCGUGGAUCCUUUCGGCAAGGCUUCGACGGGCAGGAUUUCCUUUCCUUUGAGCUGGGAUCCAGGAGCUUUGUGGCGGCUGAUGGUGCUGCCCAGAUCACCAAGAGGCGCUGGGAAUCUGACGGGACCAUGGUGGAGAGGUUGACAAAUUACCUGGAGCACAUCUGCCCGGAAGCGCUCCAGAAACACGUCCAGUAUGGGCAGGAGGCGCUGGAGCGAAAAGGUGGGGGCAGAAUUCCCAUGGGAAUGGGGAACUUGGGAAUGUGGCGCCGAUCGGGCAAUGCCCUAUUCCUGCCCCCCGGCCCGGGCCCGCGCCACAAAAUGGCGCGCGGCAGAGCUCGAGUUCCCGCCAUCGAUUGGUGCUGUGCCCCGUCACCCUCGCCCUCCGCCGCGCUCAUCUGGUCAACUCGGGCGGGCAUCCCCCCCUCCUCCUGCCGGGCCGGCAGCGGCGCAAGCGCCCGACGGCGCUGA